Molecule: messenger RNA, 477 nt
Organism: Camelina sativa (false flax)
Lineage: Eukaryota; Viridiplantae; Streptophyta; Magnoliopsida; Brassicales; Brassicaceae
Source: RefSeq, a predicted model, not a curated record
AUCCAUUGUAACGCGCACACGGAAGCUAUUAAUUAUUUGAGUUUUGGUAUAUCUUUUCUUUAUAUACAUCAAUACAUGUCUCGAACAACUCCACAACGAGCAACUACAAGUUAACUUCCCGACAAGCCGGAAAUGGAUAACCGUCGGUGGAUUCAUAGAAAGACGACCUAUGCGUCUCGUUUCGAAGGUUUACAGGUGACUAGCAUCGAGUGGAAGGCUGUGACUAUGUCAGAAGAAGAAGAAGAUCUCAUUUUUCGGAUGUAUAAACUUGUUGGUGACAGGUGGUCGUUGAUAGCCGGCAGGAUCCCGGGGCGUACGCCGGAGGUGAUAGAGAGGUACUGGCUUAUGAAACACGGCUUCUUUUUUGCAAACUGAUGAAGACAGCUUGUUGUUUAGUUAAUAAAACGAUCAGUGAAGUUUGUGUUUCUAUAUCUUCCAAGGAAGACAAAAAUAAAAACAUUCUUAUUUCUUGUUUAA